Messenger RNA from Nycticebus coucang (slow loris), 1119 nucleotides. RefSeq names its product stimulated by retinoic acid 8 (gene STRA8). Gene Ontology annotation, biological process: cellular response to retinoic acid; meiotic cell cycle. The record is from RefSeq and is a predicted model, not a curated record. NCBI's taxonomy places the organism in Eukaryota, Metazoa, Chordata, Mammalia, Primates, Lorisidae. Gene Ontology annotation, molecular function: protein dimerization activity. The coding region runs from base 7 to 1119 and encodes 370 amino acids. The transcript is spliced from 8 exons.
CUCAUAAUGGCGACUCCUGAACAAGGCAGUAACCCCGGUGGCAGUGCAACACCUGGGCCACCGGAAAAGCUGCAGGAGCUUGAGCCACGGGUGGUCCGAAGACGCUUGUCCCAGGCCCGCCACCGAGCCACCUUGGCAGGGCUCUUCAGCAAUCUCAGGAAGACUAUUUACUCCCAGUCUGAUCUCACAGCCUCAAAGUGGCAGAUUCUGAAUAAGGCAAAGAAUCAUAUUCAGGAACUGGAACAAACUCUGGAUAAUUUGCUGAAGCUGAAAGAAACUCUCAACCUGGAGGAUGGAAACGCAAGCAGCUUAGAGGAGGUCAAGGAAGAAUAUGCCAGCCUGUACUCUGGAAAUGAAAGCCUGUUCUUAAAUGGGUUUCUUCAAAAUGGCUCCUGCUCCUGGCGCCCAGCUGAGGCCUUGGGGAAGGAUGAGGAGGAGGAGGAGGAUGUGGAGGAAGAGGAAGAGGGAGAGGAAGACCAAGAAGAGGAAGAGGAAGAGGAGGAAGAAGAAGAAGAGGAAGAGGAAGUAGAGGAGAAAAAUGUGGAACUCCUGCUGUCCCCAGGCACUUUGUCACCAGACCUCAUGGAAUUUGAAAGGUAUCUCAGCUUUUACAAGCUGACCAUGGACCUUCUGACUGACAACGGGAUCGUCUCCUCCAAGGAGGUGACACUGCCCAUCGUCUCCGCGGCCAUCUCCCACCUGUGGCAGAACUUUUCUGAGGAGAGGAAGGUCAGCCUCCUGCAGGCCUGGGCUCAGAAACACGCAGGAGCAGCUCCGGAAUCAACCCAUCCCGAGGGCAGCAUGAAGGACAGCGGGAUGGACAGCCAGGGCGCCAGUUGUUCGCUGGUCUCCACGCCGGAGGAGAUCCUUUUUGAAGAUGCCUUCGAUGUGGCAAGUUUCCUGGACAAAAGUGAAGCUGCAAGUCCAUCUAGCUCCAGUUCAAUGUUUGCUACCUUCAAUGCAGAAAAUUCUGAGGAAAAGUUUCAGCUCUAUAUGCAGAUCAUCGAUUUUUUUAAAGGACUUUGCUAUGUUAACAAUCAGUUAAAACAGGAACCAGCCCUGGACGAUGAGAUGCUCAUGUUGACGUGCCUGGAGACCUUUGAUGAUGAAGACCUGUAA